This is a messenger RNA of Amphibalanus amphitrite, 538 nucleotides long. RefSeq lists its product as uncharacterized. The transcript has 5 exons. The record is from RefSeq and is a predicted model, not a curated record. The coding region runs from base 1 to 513 and encodes 170 amino acids. NCBI's taxonomy places the organism in Eukaryota, Metazoa, Arthropoda, Thecostraca, Balanomorpha, Balanidae.
AUGGUACAGGAAGCGGCGCCUGCCCGACUCGGACCGAAUCGCCGGCGUGAUAAGGUGGUCGGCGUUACGGGUGAUACGCUGGUGGACGUCCCUGCGUGUGACCAGGCCACCAGCAAUACAUUCGGUGCAGCACGGGACGCGGCGGACGCAGUGAAUUGGAGCUGCUGGAGCGACUGCUGGACGGUGCCAUGGAGGCCACUUUCUCAGAGAGGCGACACCUCAUCGUCAAGAGGAAAAUCCCGAUGGCCACCAUCCGUCGUCGAUGAAAACAAAGUCUGGAAAGAGCUGAGUCGGAUAAAAAAUGCCGACUUGCAGGACACCAACGAGUUGGAACUCUCCCGGGAAGCCAUGACCCCGAUUGUGGCCAAUGGCGAAGGUGAAAGAGCAGCUGGAUGCCUCACAGAUGACGAUGCGAUCGACCAUCUUCUCUGCACCGUGCUAAAGAGCACCAAGUUGUGUUCACAUCGGCGCCGCAGCCACGGCCUCAUGUGGCGGACGACUUCCACGCCAUAGAGGGCGUGCCAGCAGUGCAGUUUAA